This is a messenger RNA of Coturnix japonica (Japanese quail), 544 nucleotides long. The record is from RefSeq and is a predicted model, not a curated record. NCBI's taxonomy places the organism in Eukaryota, Metazoa, Chordata, Aves, Galliformes, Phasianidae.
GUCCCGGCAGUGGGAAUACUUUGAAGGGAGCUGCUAUUACUUCUCCCUGAACAGAAUCAGCUGGCACAAAGCGAAGGCGGAGUGCGAGGAGAUGCACGCCCGCCUCAUCGUCAUCGACAGCUACGCCAAACAGACCUUCGUUAUGUUCCGGACGAGGAACGAACGUUUCUGGAUCGGUUUAACGGAUGAAAACAAGGAGGGGGAAUGGGAAUGGGUGGACGGCACCGAUACCCGCAGCUCCUUCACAUUCUGGAAGGAGGGCGAACCCAACAACAGGGGCUUCAACGAAGACUGUGCCCACGUCUGGACCUCGGGGCAAUGGAACGACGUCUAUUGCACCUACGAGUGCUAUUACGUCUGUGAGAAACCCCUCCCCAAAUAAGGACCCCCCCCACACCCCCAAAAACUCCUUUUUUAGCCUUAAUUUAAUACUCUCUGACCCCAUUGGCCUGUGGGUUCCCAGGUUGGGGGUCCGGGCCGGGCAGGCUUGGAGUUGAGCUGCUCAAAGGGGAGAGGGUGAAUAAAGGAGGGCUGUUGUUGCAGG